AUGACUGAUUACUUUGAAUUAUUAAGUGCUGAAACAUAUGAAGAAUAUUUAAAACUGGUUAACGUAGAAGUUCAUCAAAAUAUUUCUAUGUGUCAAAAUAUUGCUAAAGAAUAUCAAAAAUUAAAGAUUGCGUCAGAAAAAGAAAAACAUGAAUCACAAAUUAAAUUAAAUGAAUCAGCUAAACCAUAUUAUGAACGUAGAAAAGCUAUUAUUAUGGGAGCACCAUUAACUGAUGAAGAGAUACAAGGAUAUCAAAUAAAUAGUGAAUGUCCACCAAAUGAAACAUCAGAAUAUCAAAAUGGAAUACCAUGUUUUUGGCUUCAUGUAUUAAAAAAUUCAGGAAUUUUUGAUGGAUUAUCAGGAAAUGAAGAAGAUUCAAUCAUAUUAACUUAUCUUCAAGAUAUUAAUGCAGAUUAUUUUCCAACAGAAGAUUGUACAUUAAAAGAUGGAACACCAUCAUUACUUUUUAAAUAUAAUGUAAAUUUCAUAUUGGAAAUAAUCCAUAUUUAA
Entamoeba dispar SAW760 is the source of this 510-nucleotide messenger RNA. RefSeq names its product nucleosome assembly protein, putative. Lineage: Eukaryota; Evosea; Mastigamoebida; Endamoebidae. Gene Ontology annotation, molecular function: histone binding; chromatin binding. Gene Ontology annotation, biological process: nucleosome assembly. The transcript has a single exon. The coding region runs from base 1 to 510 and encodes 169 amino acids. Gene Ontology annotation, cellular component: nucleus; chromatin. The record is from RefSeq and is a predicted model, not a curated record.